AUGGAGAGAAGACGGAGUACGCAAGAUGACAUUGACAGGAAGAGCCAGCUGGAUCCAUCGCUACUCCACGACUGGCCUAGCAGCCCGACAACAUUACGAGACUCCUCUCUUUCGACAUGGCAGCGGUUCUCCCUGUCCGCCAGCUUGGUUUUUAUUCCAGCAGCCUUCAUUGUUCUCGGGAUCUCUCUCGUUUAUUUGCACCAGCAGCCUGAAUCAGAGCUCGGAAGUCGUGUCCUUGAGGCCGCUAAUGUUGCUGCAACCAUAUGGCCCAUCGCCUUUGCCGCGGUUCUUGGCACAUCGCUGAGGAGUGUUGCUCUAUAUAGCUGCGAGAGAGGGACGACGCUGGGCACACUGGAGAUCCUCCUUGGCAGCGUCACAAUGACCAAUACCCUGAAGUUGCUGUUCUGGGUCCGACUUGUCAGCUUCUGGACACCAAUACUGGUAUUCACUUGGGUUUUGAGUCCCCUCGGCGGUCAGAGCGUCCUACGUGCCGUCGCCCUGAGCGCAGAUACUAUCUCCUCAGACUUCUCCAUCAUCUCAUAUCCAGCUAGCAAUUUCACGGCAAAGUUCGACAUGCUGCCGACCUUGUACGCUCUGCCAUUCGGUAUGCGCACUGUUUCUUCGGCUGCAUUUUCGUCCUCGGCGAGUCGUCUUAUGCUUGCGAAUGGGUCGAGCCCGAACUUCAACGAUAGCUUGGAGCAGGUCGGGGGGCCUGAUGAGGCGCUGAGAUUAGCCCAACAGGAUAUAUGGGGCAAUGUCCGGAUUCCGUUUCUGCACAUGCUGGAUGGAUACAACUCCAGUGACCCGCACACUUGGGUCAACGUUCCAAGUGACGUUAUCCCACCAUACGAAUCCAUUGUCGGGGUGCCGGUCCGCGGUAUACCAGGAACACGAGCUGGUAACGGUAGCAUGAUGGUCCAGUCGUCAUACAUCUCGGUAUCGUGCGGUCCGUGGAUCAAUGGCACUUCCUGGCUUCAGAAGAACAUAUCCCAGCUGAUUCUAGCCGGGCCCCUGGAAGCCCAGGAGAUGAUAAAAGUCGACUGGGACGAAUUCCUCAACGCUACUUUGCAAAUGGGAGGAAACUUUAGCCUUUCGAACGGUGACGAUAGGCCAUCAAAGCAGACUCUUGUCUUUGUCGCCAACAGCAUAGGCAAAACCUUCGACGAUUUCUUGUGGAAUAUGACCAUGUGCGCUCCCAGCACCUCGUACGUUGACACCAUGGUACGGUGCUCUCGAUCUUCCGACUUUGGGUACCUCUCUUGUUCUGCCGAGAGAAUUCGACAUAGCAAAGGGCGACCAAUCCAAGCAAACGCGACGGUCUUUUCCUUUCCUAAAAACCUCCCUGUACUCUCUAUGAUUCCUCGGCUCCUCCCAGAUCCUGAAGGGGGGCAGAACAAUAUGCUGAACCUCUUCCUUCGGGACCCAACUCUCGCCCGCCCGAUCAGCGCUUUUUACAACUACAUGGCAUAUUUUUCGCCGCCAUCACUCGAGAAUGUGUCGAUGCCUAUUUUCGAAGCGCGACUAGCAGCUAUACUCAAUACAGUAAUCAGGGCGUCAUUCGAGCAGUCUAUCAUUGUGGGUGCCGACGGUCUAUCGCCAUCGACGCAGAUGAUCGUCGACAAUGCCACGGGUUCGAUCAUAACACCUCUUGCGGAUUGGGACAAUAGCACUGGGACGUGGCUAGAGUUCUCUGACCAGGUGUAUAAAGUGAACUGGAUGUGGAUGGGUGUUUAUGUGGUAUCCACCCUAGUUAUGACGGUUUUUGCUCUUGGGCAUGUUGCCCUACAGUGUAAGACCAAGAGCCCGGACCUGCUGAGUAGUGUCUCGACCCUCAUGCGGGACUCGCCAUAUAUGGUAGUUCCCGAUGGAGGAAGCGCGCUGAGCGGUAUCGAAAGAGUGAGGCUGCUAAAGGACAAGUGGGUGAGGAUACAGGAUGUACAACCGAAGAGUGACGUCGGCAGGAUUGCCUUCAGCGACAUGGCUCGCAGUGAAGCCCUUAGUUGGGAUCGACGGUACCACUAG
Messenger RNA from Ilyonectria robusta, 2022 nucleotides. RefSeq lists its product as uncharacterized. The record is from RefSeq and is a predicted model, not a curated record. The transcript has 5 exons. Bases 1 to 2022 code for a protein of 673 amino acids. Lineage: Eukaryota; Fungi; Ascomycota; Sordariomycetes; Hypocreales; Nectriaceae.